This is a messenger RNA of Ostreobium quekettii, 729 nucleotides long. The record is from the annotation of a GenBank genome assembly. Lineage: Eukaryota; Viridiplantae; Chlorophyta; Ulvophyceae; Bryopsidales; Ostreobiaceae.
AUGGCGGAGGCAGCGAAGGACGCGGCGGCGAAGGAGGCGGCCGACGUGGCCAAGGAGGACUCAACCGCCAAGGAGGGCAAGGACGCGCCGACCAUCGACAUAAACGAGAUCCGCGUCACUGCGCAGGGCAAGAUGAGGAACUACGUCACGUACGCGGCGUCUCUGUUCACGGACAAGAACCAGACCACGGUCGUGCUGAAGGGGAUGGGGCGAGUCAUCAACAAGACCGUCUCGCUGGCCGAGAUCCUCAAGCGUCGCGUGAAGGGCCUGUACCAGCUGACGGAGAUCGGCUCCGUGGAGGUCACGGACACGACGCCCGCCCAGGAGGAGGACGGCGAGCCCACAGAGACCACCCGCCUGCUGUCCGUCAUCUCCAUUGUGCUGACAACGACGCCCCCCGACGACACCUCUAAGUACCAGACGCCCCUGCCCGACACGGAGGUGGAGCCCCUGAAGAAGGUGCCCGCGCGCCGCGGCCGCGGGAGGGGGGCAUCCAGAGCCAGGGUGGCUAACGGCAGGGAGACCCAUGACGCCGGCCACGACGAAGCCGAGCCCACCGGAGGGCCCGGGCGCCGAGGCAGGCGCAUGGUCCGCGGCGGCCGCGGGGCACGCGGGCGCGGCCGCGGGAGGGGCCGUGGUCGCGGGCGCGGCCCCGCGAAGGGGGAGGCCGCCGGCGAAGACCACCCGGCGACAACCGCGGCGCCAGCGGCCACGGAAGCCACCGCCUGA